CUACAACCUCGAGUCACCGCUUUUAACGAACUGGUGUUUUUUUUUCCGGUGAAAAUAAGAACGAAGGACAAGGAGAGAAAGGAAAACACGCAUCUCGCGGAUUUAAAAAUGGGGACUUCAGAGGACCCGGCUCGUGAUCUGGCUGUCGAUGAAAACGCAGCUCACGACCCCGCAGCAGUUACCACGCCACCAGCGCUAAAAACGGAAACGAUAAUCGAAAAGAAGCAGGUCCUCUCUUUCGCGCCAAUAAAUCGCAUCUCCUCUGCUUCAACUUUCCGGCAACAGCUUUUGGACAUUCGAAAGGACACGGUGCGAAGCUUGGCGCUGUCCUCGGAUGCGAGCACCGCCCCUGCCGGGACUGCCCUUCAACAUCCGCAGAACCUGCAGUCUGAUCGCACUCUCUCCACGGCGACCGCGGUGCCUACGUCGAGCCCGAAAGGCGCUUCGACGACCGUGCUUCGCCGGACAGUCGGCUGUCUCUGCCUCGGCGUCUGGGGCCUACCAGUUGCGAUAUUCAUAGUGUUGACUCAGUUCUUCAGCUGCGGAGAAAUCGAUACUGACGAGGCGAUCAUUGCGGUCGCCUACGCAGCCGGUUGCAUUUUGGGGCUACUUACGAUGCCCAUUUGGGGCCCGGUGCUGUGGUUUCUCUCUCGGUCGAAGAGAAAGGCCGAACUGCAAAAUGAAGUAGUGCUCCGACAAGACACGUCCGCUGCCAGUAGCGUAGGAUCGUCUAUUGUCCUUCAGGUUGAAGAAACAGGUCAGAAAAAUGGAAAUGCGCAAGUCGAGCGGCCGCGCCUCCUCACUCUCGCGAAAAAAGAUGGCGCAACGGCAGGCCGAGCACCUGCUGCAUCCGCUGGGGAAGCCGCCGAGGAAAAAGGACAAGGCGGCGGACCUGCAAAAGAAGUUUCCUCAGAGGGGAUGUCGGGAAAAGGUAACUUUCAAAGUGCCGGAGAAAUCAUAAAGAGGCCCGACGAGGGCCGUGUGGAGCCGCUUAGUGGAACUUCCCUAUCAUCAUUCUCAGUCUCCAUCGGUACCGAUUCCGUUCCUGAAGUCGACACUACCAAGAUCGACACAACUGGUGAGCGCUAUCGUGCCUCGAAUCCUGUUGUUUUUGCGUCCUUCUUGAAGAACGGUCUGCGGGCCGGUCUGAAAAGGACCACUUCCAUUAUAUACAUGCCUGUCGAUUGAUAAGACGAGGACUCUCAUGAAACCAAAUCGAUCCACGUCAUUAUACCUAUGUAAAAGUCCGUGAGGCGCCGCAGCGCAGAAUUCGGCGUCUCUAGUGCCGUGUAAUUUUCUAUCCACACUGAAAACAUACAAGAAAAACUAAAACAAUGGAAACAACAAAGGGAAAGGGAAUGGACAUGGUCACUGCGAACGAAAUUUCGUCGAGAAAUGAAAUUAGAAUGUAGCAUGCCUCGUGCGCCAGGCCUGAGCAUGUGUGUGAAGAUUAUGAUCAGCUCAACAAGAGUGUGCGAUCACACUGGAC
Messenger RNA from Amoebophrya sp. A120, 1489 nucleotides. The record is from the annotation of a GenBank genome assembly. Lineage: Eukaryota; Dinophyceae; Syndiniales; Amoebophryaceae.